AAAUUUAUCAUAUUUAUGAUGCAGCAGAAUAUAAUAAAAAAACAUGUAGAGUAUUAGUAGAUAGAGUUGAUAAUGUAGCUACAGCUGUUAGAAAAUUAAAUCGUAGAAAAGAUGAAGAGGAAAAAAAAUUUCAUGAUAAUGAUUAUAUAAAAACAUUUAUAAAACUUCAGAAAAUUAAAACAAAAUGUCUUACAUUAACUGAAGAAUUAGAAAGUACUUGUAAUGAAUUACAAUUUGGUAUUGUUAUUUCGAUGGAGGAUAGAGCUCUUGAACAAAAAAGUUUGACGGAAGAU
This is a messenger RNA of Scutellospora calospora, 293 nucleotides long. Lineage: Eukaryota; Fungi; Glomeromycota; Glomeromycetes; Diversisporales; Gigasporaceae. The record is from the annotation of a GenBank genome assembly.